AUGGUUCAAUUAUUUUCAGUGAAUGCUUCGGAUGCUAGUUUUAAUCCAGUUGGUCCUCCGAAUCAAGCUGCUGGACAAUCAAUUAUGGCACAACAAUUGAGUGAUAUUGAUGAGGUGAAUAAGAUUUUCUAUGUCUUGUCUUUGAAUAGUACAAAUAAUAGAGUUUACUUGUUGGGAAUGAGUUUAAAGAGUGGAGAAAUUGUGAGGAAUAUUCUAUUGCCAAUUGUGGAAACUUAUUGGGUUGGAUUUGGACAAUCUCUUGUUGUGAAUCAAAAUAAUGGAGAUGUUUAUGUUGUGGGUCAGGAGAGUAUGAAUGCCAAGUUUGUUCUCCUCUCAAUUAAUUAUGAAACCUCACAAAUUACCAAACUAAAUGAAAUGCAAGAACUUAUUGCAAUUGGAAGCAUUUGUGGAUUUGAUCCAAAGAAUAAUAUUUUGUGGUUGGAAUUUGCCAAGAAUAGAUCUGGAGUUGCUGAGUAUGAUUUGUAUGCAUUUGAACCAAAGAGUGGAAAAUUAAUUACAACUAUUGUGAAUACAGAGCUGAUGCAAACCAUGGAAUUCGACAGAAAGACAGGUGUAAUGAUUGGAAUAGGAUUGAAACAACUCUCAAAAACCGCAUUCCAGAGAACCAUUGUUACACUUGAUGGUUCAACAUUCAAAAUGAAAACCAUUCUCAAUGUUCAAGGCAACUAUGUCGAAUUGAAUGAUAUUAUGGGACCAAUUGAUUAUGUCAAUAGAAUUUUGUACUGUUUGAUGAGACCUGCUGCCGCUAAAGUCUUUGAUUUCUUAAUGAUUGAUUUGGACAGUGGAGCAAUUUUGAACAAGGUAAACAUGUUAGGAAAGAGAACACCAUGGAAUUUACAAUUUCUCAAUAAUUUAUAA
Naegleria gruberi is the source of this 879-nucleotide messenger RNA. RefSeq lists its product as uncharacterized. The record is from RefSeq and is a predicted model, not a curated record. NCBI's taxonomy places the organism in Eukaryota, Heterolobosea, Eutetramitea, Acrasida, Naegleriidae. The transcript has a single exon. Bases 1 to 879 code for a protein of 292 amino acids.